UGGGCUUUAUUGUACAGUUUACUAAAAAUUAAGAAGAUGAAAUUGAUCACAUUUAUAAUCGUGAUGUUUUCACAGCAAAUGGUUUUGAAAAAAUCUGUAUUUGCGGCAAGUAUCCCUGUUCUUCAUCCACUACAUUUUCCACCAGAACUGAUACUUGGAGACAGUUUGGAUAUGGUUUGUAGUUUAAAAAGAGGAAAGAUUCCAAUAACAUUUGAGUGGAAGUUAAAUAACAAAAAAAUUUCUGACAUAUUUGGAGUAGUUAUCAAUACUUCUGAGAGAAAAUCGAGUUUUUCGAUACAAAAGAUUCAAUACGAACAUAUAGGAAAUUAUUCAUGUAAGGCAUACAAUGAUGACGGUUUUGAUGAAGUUAGUGCUGAACUUAAAGUGGAAGGUAUAGUAUCAAACAUAUGUAAAUGACGGAAAUUUUUCAUGUAUAACUAAUCAAUUCAUUUUCAUAGUCUUAUAUUAAGUAAAAUAUAAAUUUAGAUCAUAUAUUAUGAUCAAAAAUAUUUUUAUACCUCUUGUUGAAAAUUACCCAAUUUUUUUUA
Molecule: messenger RNA, 548 nt
Organism: Parasteatoda tepidariorum (common house spider)
Lineage: Eukaryota; Metazoa; Arthropoda; Arachnida; Araneae; Theridiidae
Source: RefSeq, a predicted model, not a curated record